Molecule: messenger RNA, 1568 nt
Organism: Hordeum vulgare subsp. vulgare (domesticated barley)
Lineage: Eukaryota; Viridiplantae; Streptophyta; Magnoliopsida; Poales; Poaceae
Product: protein RGF1 INDUCIBLE TRANSCRIPTION FACTOR 1-like
Exons: 4
Coding region: 258-998 (246 amino acids)
Source: RefSeq, a predicted model, not a curated record
UCCCACCCCGUGCUCGCUCGCUCGCUUGGUUUGGUUUACCACCACCACUGUCUAGUACACCGAGUGCUGUGACACUCGCGACCUUUCUCUUCCCCCGGUCUACAAAGCCCUCCUCGGCUUUCCUCCGCCUCCACUUCCUUCUUCCAAAGCUCAUCCCUCCCCCCCUCCCUCUCUCCUCUUUCCCUCCCAAGCAAAUCCUCUGCCGCCUCCCCCUUCUUGCUCUCUGCUGCGUCCCGCGUUUGGUCCGGCGCACCGAAAUGGCAUUCCACCACGACGCGCCGCUGCUGCUCAGGAUCAACACCAACAGAGCCGGCCGCAUGGGAGGAGGCGAGUGCGACGAGGCCGAGAACCAGCGCUGGCCGCCGUGGCUCAAGCCGCUGCUGGCCACCAGCUUCUUCGGGCAAUGCAAGAUGCACGCCGACGCGCACAAGUGCGAGUGCAACAUGUACUGCCUCGACUGCAUCAACGGCGCCCUCUGCUCCCAGUGCCUCGCCUGCCACCACGGCCACCACGCCAUCCAGAUACGGAGGUCCUCGUACCACGACGUGAUCCGCGUGUCGGAGAUCCAGAAGGUGCUGGACAUCACCGGCGUGCAGACCUACAUCAUCAACAGCGCGCGCGUCGUGUUCCUCAACGAGCGCCCUCAGCCCAGGCCCGGCAAGGGCGUCACCAACACCUGCGAGGUCUGCGAGCGCAGCCUCCUCGACACCUUCCGCUUCUGCUCCCUUGGAUGCAAGAUCGUCGGCACCUCCGGCGAGUUCCGCGGCCGGAAGAGGCACGCUGGCGGUAAGAAGAUGAAGCUGAAGCUGAAGAAGGCGGCGGCGUCGGACUCGGACGACUCGUCCACCAUCACCAGCGGCGGCAGCGACAAGAGCAGCGUGGUGCAGAGCUUCACCCCGUCCACCCCGCCGGCCACCGCCAACAGCUACCGCUCCGCCAAGCGACGCAAGGGCAUCCCUCACCGGUCGCCCUUCGGCAGCCUCAUUGUGGAGUUCUAGAGCACACCAACGCGCGCCGCCCCCCACCUCGCCGGUACCACUGUAGCAUACACGUUCACCCAUCCAUCAAACCAUAUCUACCUCUAUAGUUGUUCCGUUCCGUUCUGUUGUAUACAACAAGGAGAAGCAUCGAGCUAAGCAAAGAAUAACGAAGCCCCCCAUUGCCGCACCUCUGCGCUUCUGGACGAGGAGGCCGGCGCAAGGCAAUGCGGGAUAGUGAGUCACCACUACUUCAUCAUAGUUACUACUACUACAAACAGUUACUGUGCUGGUAACAGGAAGGGUUUGGGUUUGGGUUUGGGUCUGUUGGAGGUCUCCCCGGAACGGCGGGAGGUAGUAGACCUAGUAGAAGUUUUUAGUCUGUGCUAGCUAGCUACUAAGUUUUGCAACUUUCCUUUCUCUCUUAGCGGUGUUUGAUAAUGGUAGAUGUACAUAUAUGUAUACUAUCACAGAUGGGGAAUGGUAGUCCGGUGUUGAUAUUUUCGUCCUGUAAUAACGCUCAGAAUGCUUGCUGCUCCUGACGGCCUUCUUCAAUGUCACCAUGCUUGUUUGCUUGCUUGCUUGCUUGAA